AUGGGGCAAGCUUGGGAGGGGUCGGGUGGGAUGGGUCCUGGAUUCGCCUCGAAGCAGCAUCAGUGGGCAAACCAGUGCCCUUCCACUCUGCAGCAGCAGCAGCAGCAGCAGCAGCAGCAACCUCGGCGGCGGCGGCGGCAGCAGCAGCAGCAGCAUCAGCACGAGCAGCAGCAGCAGCAGCAGCAGUUCCAGGAGCAGCCUCCAGUCCAGUCAGGCGUUAGCUAUGUGCCUACUAGAUCUGAGUGCUUGCUAGCUACUGGGCAACCGGCCCCUCCUCAGUUACCCACACCCUCCUCCUUCCUCCCUGACGUUUCGUCUGCUUCCCUCUGCGCGCCUUCUCUUCCUCCAGGUCAAUCCCCUCGUUGGUCCUCCGCCUUUGUUUCCCUUCCGCUCUCGUACUCCGACUAUACCCUCCCCGAAGGCCAACUCCACGUUGGUCCGCAUCUUCCGCUCCUUGCCGGCCGCUUUCGCUUCCUCCAGUCGCUCUCCGAGGGCGGCUCGGCGCGCGUGUUUGUGGCAGAGGACACGUGGCACCCGUCGCAGAGGACGGUGGUGGUGAAGGCGAUGCAUCGCCAUUAUCGCGAGGUGGGGCUGCAGGAGCAGCAGCUGCUGCGCUUCCUCAACACCAUCGUGGAUCCCCACGAUUCCUGCCGCAUCGUGCGUCUCCUCGCGGGAUUCGAGUUCCACGGCCACACGUGCCUCGUGUUAGAGCGCCUGCAAGGCAGUCUGCUCGAGCACAUGUGCCGCCCUGCCGACUCUCCCGGCUCCGCUGCCGCCGCCGCCUCCGCCGCGAACGCCGCCGCUUCCGCUGCGAAUGUCGCUGCAGUCGCUGUUGCCGCGGCGGGGAUGACGUCGGGUUCCGGUGAAUUGGCGGCAAAAGGGGCGAGCGAUCUGGUUGGGGCGGCAGCGGCGGCCGUGUCGGCGGCGGCGACUGCAGCAGAGACGGCAGCGGAGACGGCAGCGGCGCGGCUGGAGGAGAUUCGCAGCCUGGCUCACGAUCUGAUCGUGUCCAUCGCUGCGCUCCACGCGUCAGGCAUCAUUCACGGGGAUCUCAAACCGGAAAACAUUCUCAUGCAGCCGCUCCCGUACCCCCCCUCCCCCCCUCGCGCGUCUUCUACCUCUGAUCCGUACGGCCGUCACGACGCGUCUGAUUCUUCUCCGUUUUUCUCCAACACCUCUACCUCCUCUCGUGUCUCCCCCGGCGGUACCGUAUCCGUCGUCGCGCCUGACAACGGUUACUCGCAGUACCCCGCGUCGCUUGGGCUCGUGUCCGCCUCCUCUGUCGGCGAUCUCAAUGCGUCGCCGUGGACGGGUGGUGCGACGGAUUCCCAGGCGAAGGCCGAUGGGUCGAUGGCGGCAGGACGGUCGUCAUCGUGGCGCAGCGCGCACGAGUCGGGGGCGCCGUCGGGUUACCCGCUGCCCUACAGCGGCAGCAGCGGCGGCGCAAGCAGUCGUGCGAGGGCCGCGGCGGCGCCGCCGCAGGUGGCGGCGAAGAUCGCGGAUUUCGGCAACUCGUUCACGCCGGAGCAGAUCCGCACGCUGUGCCACGACUACAACGUGCAGACGCUCGCGUACCGCGCGCCCGAGGUGCUGCUGGGCGUGCCGUUCUCCGCCGCCAUCGACCUCUGGUCGCUCGGGUGCAUCCUCGCGGAGCUCGCGACAGGGCAGCUGCUCUUCGCGUGCGAGUCCCCGCAGCACCUGCUGCAGCAGAUGGUUGCGCUGCUCGGCGUCGCCCCGCCAGCGUGCCUCUUCGGCUCGGGGAAGUUCUUCCCGAAGCUCACGGCCGCCGCGGGCGUGCCACGCGUGUGCUGCUGCAGGACGGAAAGCGGCGGCGGGAUGGCGGUGUGCUUCCGCGGGUGCAGCGGAGGAGGGGGAGGUGGUUGGUAUGGCGGGGUUGCGGACGGAUGCGGCGGGUACUGCGCGCCGAUGGCGUUCAACAUCUUCGCUCCUGGGCACUCGCACCUGGGGGACGCGCUGGCGGCCGUGGACGCGCAGCUGGCGGAUCUCGUGGCGGGGCUGCUGCAGUACGACCCGCGCGUGCGGCUCUCCGCGCAGCAGGCGCUCUCGCACCCUUUCCUGAAGCCCCUGCGCAGCUCUUCCUCCUUCGGCUCCUCCUCCUCGCUCGCCUCCAAGGACUUCUCGCACCCUCUCACUCCCUGCACCGUGCUCCCCACGCCUGCCCUCGCCUCCCCUCUCACCCUCUACUCCUAUCACCCCAACAUGCACACCAUGCCCGUGCCGUCUCUCCUCCUCCCUCCGUCCUUCACCUCUGGUUCCUCCUGGGCCGUUCCCACUGCCGACGCGGCUACUGUCACGCCAGUUGAAGCGGCAGCGGCGGCGGCAGGAGCAGGGAGUGCGGGUGGGCACGCGGGAGCUGCUGGUGCGGCGGGUGCACUGCGCGCAAGGGAGGAGGUCUUUGGUGUGGCUGCGCUGGGGGGCGGUCAGCAGGGGUCGGGUUCUGGUCCGCAAGGGGCGCAUGGGCUCUGGUCGUUGCAGCACGCUGCAGCGGUAGCUCAGGCGGGAGCAACAGCACCGUGCAAAGUUUCCAUGCAGCAGCAGCAGCAGCAGCAGCAGCAGGGAGGGCAUGGGCAGGAGCGUGUUUCAGCAUGGGGCGGUGUGAUGAAUGGUUCGGGAAUGGAAGCGAGGAACGGAGCAGCAGGCGAGUCACAAGAUCUGUACGCAGCAGCGUCAGCUGCAGCCAUGGCAGACGCAGCAGCGGCGGCAGGGAUGAGUGCAGGGGCGAAUGGGGACAUGAGCGGAGCACAUGGGUGGUGGAGCGAGGGGUUGGGUGGGGGUCCGUGGUAUGCCCCCGCCGCGGCAGCGCAGUCUCACGCGCACUGCAUGAGCUUUGCGCCUGGUGCUGCUGGCGCGGGUGCUUCCGGGCAUCCCAAGGGCCUGGUGUUUGAGCCUCUGAGUCCCGUGGCAGGCCGGGCGGGGACGGGCGGGGUGAGCGAGCGGGAUGCACGUGGGCUGGUGGGCGUGGCGAGUACUGAGUUGCUGCUGGCGCCAAUGACUCCCUGCCAGGCCAGGGAGGCGCACGUGGUGGGAUGGGAGAGUGUCGCGGCAUCAGGGAGGAAAGGGGGAAGGGGUGCAGGCGCAGGGACAGGGGCGGGUGCAGGUGCAGGAGCUGGAGCUGGGGCAGGGACGGGGGUGGAAUCAGGAGCAGAAGUUGGUUCGGGGAUGAGCUAUGUUGAGCAGAUGUAUGCGGUGUAUGAGGCGCAGCAGGGGAGUGCGCAUCAGUAUGUGGCCAGUGGUUAUGAGGGGCUGCAGCAGCAGCAGCAGCAGCAGCAGCAGCAGCAGCAGCAGUAUCUUCAGUACCCUCAGCACGGGGAAUAUCAGCAGCAAGUGAAGUUUCAGCAGCAGCAGCAGCAGCAGCAGCAGCAGCAGCAGCAGCAUCAGCAGCAGCAGGAGAGGGCACAGCAGCAUCGUGGGGUGAUGGGAUAUGCCAGUGGGUUUUGUGGCAUCAGCAGCAACACCAGGGAUAGCUGGACUCAUCAGGAUGCAUCUUUUGUGGGAGAAACGGGAGUAGCAGGGGCAGCAGCUAGGGUGUGUGAGGAGGAGAGCAAGUGGGCGGGGGGGAGGAUGGGGGGCGCAUGUGGGGUGGAGUACAGCUGGGUUGGUGAUGUCCUUAGCACAGCAGGCGCUGAGUGGGCUGUGGGGACUGCUGCAAGGCCAGACGACGCAUGGAGGGCUGUAGCGGGGGCUUUGCACUGCGUGGUCCUUGCUGGAUGUGUAGCUGCUCUCUUGUUUCGUCUCUCAGCUGCUCCCUGCUGUGACUCUGCCUUGACAGAAGUUCGAUGA
Closterium sp. Naga37s-1 is the source of this 3801-nucleotide messenger RNA. Lineage: Eukaryota; Viridiplantae; Streptophyta; Zygnematophyceae; Desmidiales; Closteriaceae. The record is from the annotation of a GenBank genome assembly.